CCGCCUCCCCUAGUUUUAUUUCCUCUCUCUCUCUCUCUCUCUUUAAUCAUAUUCAUCCUAGGCAGGCACUUUCUUUCUAAGCUGUACUUUGUUUUGUAGCAGUAAACUAAUACUUGAAAAAAAGUGUUUUUCAAAGUUAGUAUGUGGAACAUAACCGAGUCAGCACUCCCAUGCUGCUCUUGGUAACAACAGUACGCAACAGAAACAAAGUCCAACAGAACACAAACCAGACAGAGAGUAAACAAAAGGGUUUGAGUUUUUCAUUUGUUGGUUUGGUUUAGAUUCCUCCAAGGGUUCUGGUAACCAAACCAUGCUGUUGCUUUCCGGUGAUCCACCUUCCAAGUGGGUCAUUAAAGUUGCAAACUUGACACACUUUUGAGGGAAAAGAGCACAUUGUGGCUGUUUGAAUCACAAGGAUGUAUAAGAACCAGCUGCAAGAGCUAGCUCAAAGAAGCUGCUUCAACUUACCAGCUUAUGCGUGUAUUCGGGAGGGACCGGACCAUGCUCCUCGCUUUAAAGCCACUGUCAACUUCAACGGGGAAAUCUUUGAGAGCCCAACUUUUUGCAGUACCCUCAGACAAGCAGAGCAUGCAGCUGCUGAGGUUGCACUUAAUGUGCUUUCAAAGAAAGGUCCUUCUAAAGCAUUGGCUGCAAGAGUAUUGGAUGAAACUGGAGUUUACAAGAAUCUGCUUCAGGAAACAGCUCAUAGAGCUGGAUUAAAACUUCCAGUUUAUACAACUGUUCGAUCUGGACCAGGCCAUGUCCCUGUUUUCUCUUGUACUGUGGAGCUUGCUGGAAUGAGCUUCACUGGGGAGACUGCUAAAACCAAGAAGCAAGCUCAAAAAAAUGCAGCAAUGACUGCUUGGAGUACUCUGAAAAAGUUGUCAAAGUCAGGUGCUUCACCCCCUUCUCCUCCAUCAGAAUCUGGGAGUAAUGAUGAGCAGGAACAGCUAACUGUUGCCUGUUAUCUUGCCUCCCUCAAACCACCAGAGACAAACAAGUCAUCACGGAGAUUCCAGCAUCAUGGACAAGGUUCAGCUCCCAUCCAGAGGGACGUAAGCCAAUAUGGUGGUAAUAGAUCAUUGUUUUCCUUACAGCAUAGAAAUUGUGCGCGUUCUCAAAUCUCCCCAGAAGUAUCUAUGUACCAAGCAUGGCUUGAAGAAAGAGCAUACCACAAUCAGAACCACCUCUUGGCGCUUUCUUCUCUACCUACCUCUCCACAUAGGCCUCAGAUAGUUCCAUAUAUUCAUUCUGUAUUCCAACCAGAUCAUAGACAGUAUUUCCUAUCACAGGAGCCAGACCCCAUUUCCCUUGUUCCAGGAAUCAGCCCAGUUCUAUACUUUUCAAUGCAUCCAGUGCCUGUCCCAGUUAAGAGUAUAUCCCAAGUCACGAUACAAGAGAUAGAGGAAAAACCGCAAGUGGAAGAGGAGUGGUUUAGUGGUGAUAGGGAUUCCAAUCACUGGGAAAAAAAUUAUCUAUCAGUUGCAUCAACGCCUUCUCCAAAUACUGCUAUAAAUAUUUUGGGUUCUCUCAAUAGUUACUCUGAGCAAAGACUUCUGGAGAGGCUGGAGGGGAAGGAUGAAGAGAGGAGUGGCAGGACAAUGCCAAACGCUGGAUGCUCAAAUCAACUAGAAAGUAACCAAAUUGAACAAUAUUGGGUUUCCUCUGCGUUCACAGAUUCCGGGCUUAGACCACAGGCAACAAGCACAGAUAAGCCAAACUUGCCAUUACGAAAUCCACAUGCCUUAGACUACUUGCAAUCUAAUGCUAGGCCCCAAGAUUUCCCUGUUGUUAGUUCUGCAACUUCAACAAGGGGUUGUUUACCAGGAUCAUUUGCAGCCCCUGUGAUGGUCAGAACAGCUGGUACUUCAUGUCCUGUUACUCUCAGACCUGAAAAUUUAAACCCUCGUAUGCCUACUCCACCACCAAGAAGAAUUACUGCUUCUACAUGUUCCAGAAGGCCCUGGCUGGAAGGUAUGAAGAAUGCUGCAGUGAUGCCGUCAGCUAGUUUCAUUGCACCAGCAGUUCAUAUUAGAUCAGUUGUGCCAGUCUGUUCAGCUCCUUCUGCCAAAAAAACUCCUGGUCCCAUCCAAGAGAGAUUGUUUCCUGGUGUUUAGUCGAAAAAAGUUGAACCAACAGGAGAAAUUUCGGCUCAAAGUAUGGAUUAUGGAAAACUUCGUAUGUGAGCAGUGCUAGUUUUUCUUCUUUUCUUUUUGUGCAUCCUUUAGUUACAGGCAAUUGCUGAGAGAAUUUUACAAGUCAAAUCGGUAUAAUAUAUAAAGAAAAGAAACGAAAUAAAAGAAUCACAGAAAUAAAAGGGCUCUAUUUUUUGUUACUUCUGCCGAAGUAAACUCAGCUGUCUUCUGACAUUAAGGAGAAACUACUGCUUGCAUGAAACUUAACAGA
This is a messenger RNA of Theobroma cacao (cacao), 2406 nucleotides long. RefSeq names its product double-stranded RNA-binding protein 2-like. Lineage: Eukaryota; Viridiplantae; Streptophyta; Magnoliopsida; Malvales; Malvaceae. Gene Ontology annotation, molecular function: double-stranded RNA binding. The record is from RefSeq and is a predicted model, not a curated record.